GCCCGGGCUGAUUGGCGUGUGGCAGCACCGGGGCCGUCUCCGCCCUCCCGCGGCUCGCACAACUUUUGCGGCUGAGAGCGCGCUCGCACCCCGCUCCGCUCGCCGCCGCCCUCGGCCCGGCGCCCGGCAUGUGAGCGCGGGCGGCCGCCGCCACCAUGGCCACGCCGCGCGCCCCGCGGUGGCCGCCGCCGUCGCUGCUGCUGCUGCUGCUACCGCUGCUGCUGCUGCCGCCCGCCGUCCCCGGGGCGCGGGGCCCCCUUCCCUCCCCGGCCCACCGUACACUCCUCCCGGCCGCAGGGCCGCUUUCGCCUCCUAGCACCGGACACACGGCCCCCGGGCCCAGCGUCGCGACCCGGCGGGGACGUUCCGGCCGUGUCCCCAGAGGCGUGAGCGCGGCUGCUGCAAGGAACCUUUGGCCGGAAAGUAACAACACUGAACCCCACAUAGGAUACACCCCCUUUUAUCAGAGUCGAGAGGACCAUUCAGGUCCCAGAAAGGGAGUGACAGCUCAGACUGCCAGAAUGAGCCACAGUUCCUCAGAAGGCCCAGAAAACCCCUCCCUCCUCCCUGAGACAAGUGCCGACUGGAGGAACAUGUCUUCCUCAGGCAGAGCAGACACCGCUGCUCUGCACCUUGGACCCUCGCCUGAGAUCACCACAGCGCCGACCGCCCUCAGCAGCAUGUCGUCCCUGGAGAGCCUUCCCCAGUCACCCAGCAGUUCCAGGUCACAAAGAAGAAUCACCUCUUCUCAAGCAGAGAGUGGAACAUCCCCAGGUUUCCUGGAGAAGACAAGGGAGCUCCCGGAAGGGACUGUGCACACACGAGUGGCCGGCAGCACCUGGGGUUCCCACCAAGCCUCCCUUCCUGCACUGGAACCCGAGGAGCCAACGGUGCUCUCCCAGAAGAGAAAUUCAUCUGGCCAGGAACAUCCUGGGCCACCAUCCUCCUGGACCCAGAGUCACCCUCCUUCCUCAGACCACCCCUCGUCUUCUGGAAGUAUAAAGAACAGUAGUAACUUCACCGCUCUCCAAAACCCAUCAGUCACCCAGACAAAGAGCAUGCUUAUCACCGACACAUUCACUAAUGGCGUCCCAAGAACGCUGCGGUCUCUGCCUGUAAGUGUGGAACCUGCAAAUGAGACAGAGGGUUUCCCUGAGCACUCCAGACUUGCUAUAACUUCAGUGUCCAUCCACUCUUCACCCUCUGUGAAGGACUCAAGGACAAAUGUCGGACUAACUGAGCAUCUGGGAGAUGGAGAAGGCACUGAGCUGUCUACAGAAAAUGGAUAUGGACGUCCUUCUAUACACUGGCAAAGCGAUGCCCCCGCCUUCGGAGGACAUCAGCCUGCCAGCAGCUCAGAAGCAGGAAAUGGAGGUGCCGUGCGUCUGACUGAGGCUGAGUUUAGGUCAGACCCCUCCGUUGGUGGUGGAGAGAGCACAGGCCUAUGGUUCCCCGCCAAAACCAAAACAUCUACAGAUACAGCAGAAAGCUCAGCUUUGCAUACAGAAGCUGGGGACACUUGGGGUUUGACUCCGUCCUCGCACGCUGCACAGCAGCCCCGAGGUGGGAGGGGUUAUGCAGAGUCUUCAUCUUCUUCAUCUACAUCAUCUUCCGAAAGUCUGGAUUCCUCAGCCCUACUCGGAGAGCAUUCACCUCCAGAAGAUGGUGCAUUGCUGAGUGACAGCUCAGAUCUGGCAGACAGCACUUCGGGGGCUCGCACACCUCACACAUCUGCAAUGUUCACCCGGAGCGGGGAGCGCACACUGCGGUCCCUUGACCUCUCGCAUGCAGCAACCCGCCCUGCGCGCCCCACUCCACGCGGGAAUGUGACAGAGCAUGCUGGCCUGCUGUCCGGGGCACCAACUCUCGGAGUCACUGGACUUAGCUACACUCAAGAACACGGCUCAGAUGCUGGACAAAGGACUUCUGGUGACCACACAGACCACGCCUAUAUUCCGUUGACUUUCACCAAAGGAGAACGGACACUACUGUCUAUUACAGAUAAUACUUCCUACUCAGAGGCUGGUGAGAGCUCAACCUUUUCCAUUAAGAUCUCAGACUCUCUGCACUUGGACUCUCCUUCUCAGGCUCAGCCUAAACAAAGCAGCAUGUCCUCCUACGAUGAUGAGCCUGCUCAGUCGUCCACCGAGUCACCAGUUCUGCCUACGUCCAACCUUCCAACCUACACGUCCACCGUUAAUAUGCCAAACACCUUGGUUCUUGAUACCAGUACCAAACCUGUUGAGGACCCAUCUGAUUCAGGGAUGCCUUCAGCUCCACCAUCACAACCCCAGCCAUUCUCAUCAGCCUUACCAUCAACGGGGUCUCCCGUACAGCAGCUAAAGUCUACCUCUGAGACAGCAGCAUCCUCACUGUCGCCUUCACCGGUCUCCUUAAUGGUGUCGACUCUUGCCCCAUAUUCUGUCUCACGAACAACCUUCCCACAUCCAUCUUCUACCCUAGUCCCUCACAGGGCAAGGGAGCCACGUGUGACUUCAGUCCAAAUGUCGACAGCAAUAUCAGCCAUUGCGUUGGUCCCCAGCAACCAAACAGCAAGCCCCGAGAACCAGAGCCCCCCACAGCCAGAGAAGCCCAGCACAGACACUAAGUCACCAAGCUUGUUGUCUUCACCCACAGACUCUACCAAAGCAGCAACAGUGAGCCUUCCUCCAGGGGCCCCUUGGUCCCCAGCCUUAAUAGGGGUCUCCACGGAGCCAGCCCUUCCAGCCACAAGCACCAGGUUAUUCCAGAUGUCUCCAGCUUUGACAUCUGCCAUGCCCCAGACUACUAACUCUCCUGUGACCAGCCCCAGCACCCUGGCACCUGUAGAAGCUUUGACCCCAGAUGCUGUAGUUGUGCACACCACCCCGGAGACACAACACCUCCCGACCCAUCCUGAAAUUCUAGUGCCACAAAUCUCAACUGAGGGAGCUGUCACCACAGAAGGGAACCAGGAGCAUACGGAUCCUACCACUCGGUCAAUCCUGACCACGUCAGCCACGCCAGCAGAAGAAAUGGCCACAGAGCUUGGCCACGUGGAAGAGUCUAGCCCUGUUUCACAUUUUCUUAGGCCGUCUUCACCUCAAACCACAGGUGUUUCUACAGCUGAAACGUUGACUUCCAGAUAUACCACCUUUGCUGCUCAGGACACCCCACAGUCACCAACAGCACUGUCGCCUCUAACCCCAGUCAACAGCUGUACUGUGAACCCUUGUCUUCAUGAUGGCGAAUGCAUCGUGGACCUCUCCAGCCGUGGGUAUCGAUGUGUGUGCCCACCUGCCUGGCAAGGGGACAACUGCAGUGUGGAUGUGAACGAAUGUCUCUCCAGUCCCUGCCCGCCCCUAGCCGCGUGCAACAAUACUCAGGGGUCUUUCACCUGCAGAUGCCCAGUCGGGUAUCAGUUGGAGAAAGGAAUAUGCAAUCUGGUUAGAACCUUCGUGACUGAGUUAAAGUUAAAGAAGACUUUUCUCAAUACUACUGCAGAAGACCACUCCAACACCCAUGAACUUGAAAAUGAGAUCGCUCAAACAUUAAACGUGUGCUUUUCAACAUUGCCUGGUUAUAUCCGAACUACAGUCCGUGUGUCUAGAGAGCCCAGUACAGUGGUCAUCUCACUGCAAACCACCUUUGCCCUGGCCUCCAAUGUGACGCUAUUUGACCUGGCUGACAGGAUCCAGAAAUAUGUCAACUCCUGCAGGUCCUCUGCUGAAGUCUGCCAGCUCUUGGGGUCUCAGAGGCGGGUCUUUCGAGCCGGCAGCUUGUGUAAGCGGAAGAGUCCGGAAUGUGACAAAGAGACCUCCAUCUGCACCGACCUGGAUGGCGUCGCGCUGUGUCAGUGCAAGUCUGGCUACUUUCAGUUCAACAAGAUGGAUCACUCUUGCCGAGCAUGUGAAGAUGGAUAUAGGCUUGAAAAUGAAACUUGUAUGAGCUGCCCAUUCGGCCUCGGUGGUCUCAACUGUGGAAACCCCUAUCAGCUCAUCACUGUGGUGAUCGCCGCGGCAGGGGGCGGCCUCCUGCUCAUCCUGGGCAUCGCACUCAUUGUUACCUGCUGCAGAAAGAGUAAAAAUGACAUAAGUAAACUCAUCUUCAAAAGUGGGGACUUCCAAAUGUCCCCAUACGCCGAGUACCCCAAGAAUCCUCGCUCACAGGAGUGGGGCAGAGAAGCCAUUGAAAUGCACGAGAACGGAAGCACCAAAAACCUCCUGCAGAUGACAGACGUGUACUACUCGCCCACAAACGUAAGGAACCCUGAACUUGAACGCAACGGACUGUACCCAGCCUACACUGGACUGCCAGGAUCGAGGCACUCUUGCAUUUUCCCAGGACAGUAUAACCCAUCUUUCAUCAGCGAUGAGAGCAGGAGGAGAGACUACUUCUGAGUCCAGGAGACGGAGGGGCCGGGAUGUCUGGCUCAGAGGAUUACAGCCCAAGGGAGCACCAGGCACUAGCUGCUCCUGGGACUCUUCAGAGCCAUGCUUGAAGGGCGUGACCACAGUGGAAGGGACAGAUGGAUGCGGAACUGCAGGCCACUCAUUCAGCACUGUUGCUACUGUGAACAUGGCCGUGGGCCAGUACCGAGUCCCUGAAUGCCUGGCAGGUAGAACUGGACUUCUUCCACAGCAGACCCUGAGACUUCAUUUCCAGGAUGCAGUUCCCUUAAUUUGCACUUUAAUAGAUUGGGCAGGGACACUUCGUGUUUUUUGUUUUUGGACCCAUUUCUAGACUAUUCCAGAAAGCCUUUCGUUCCUAGGACACUUCCACAGGCCUCAGUUUGGUGAUUGAUUGGCAGCCAGGUGCUGGCACUUUUGUUUUCUUGCCCGGUGCCUUGUGCUAAACAACAGGUGGAGGUAAACAUACCACUGUGAUGUAGCGGCCAUUGGCACUGCAGUCAGGCUCAUGGUAUUUUAAGGUUUCUAGGCUGUCUGUGUUCAUGUCCAAGUCAAUGCCAUAAAUGAGACCUUGACAUUUGCAAGGCUCAGCACAAAACUUUUUUACGUCAAGGUGACACAUUUGCUUACAAUGUAUUAGUUUUACUUUCCCGGGCAAGUGUGAAUCAGGGCAAAACAACAUUCCUUUGAAUUUCACUAGAAGCAUCCAUGCGCCCCUUAGUGUGUCUCAGCACUGUGUGUCUCAGCAGGCAGUAUCAGGCAGGUCCGAUGAGUGGUGGGGUGUUUUUCCCCCAUCACAUGGAGGAAUUGCAUGGGGCCUUGGGGCUCCAACCACCAACACCAACGUAGAGUCAGAGUCUGCAGGGUGUAGUAGAAGGAGAGGCAGUUGCAGGUGUGUCUGAGCUAAUGUCUCACCUCCGGAGGGAAAGCAGUCUGCUACAGGCCUCACAGCAAAAUGUGGCAGAGGAAUGAACCCAAUAACCUGACACAUUCCCCGGACCCCAGUGCAGAAGCUGGGGCAUCCCCCAAGAAGAAUGGAGAGCUAGGAAGAAGCCACCAGUAAGGGUGCAACCUGCCAAUCUUCGAACCCCAUAAUGUCUGCAAACUCAAUGGAAACUUUUAACCACUUAAAGCUAUUUAUUCACUGAAGAGAGAACUUAUUUACUGUCACCCAGUCAUUGGUGCAUCUGUGUUCUUGUGCAGUGUCCCCUCAAGACUCCGCUAUGGCCCGUCAGCUUUGGAGAACUAAAGGCUGGCCAGCUAAGGGUCUGAGAGUUUGCUUUGGGGGUAGGAAGUUCUAUAUUUUGUUUAUUGUAUUGUGGUAUCCUGGGGGGUUGGAGGGAUGUGUGGUAUUCAGUCCCUUGUGGAACUAUCAGCUUGUGGCAUGUCCUGGAAAUAGGACAGCUAUUGGAAAUGGUUCUGUAUGUGUUUCUUUGGCGUUCUCUGGUUCCUCCAAAAUUUAUGAAGGUCCCCAUCCUCUUUUAAGUGUGCACUGUGUCCCAUGGUCUGGUGACACAUGUCACAACUGAACUGUGUCACCAUUCACUCUCAUGCCCUACAGCAGAACCAUUAGUCAGGUGCAGAGGAUUUUAGCCAUGUUGCAUUUAGUACAGAGAGGAUUCAGCUACUCUUGGUUGAUGCUAGCUUAACGUUGCAAAGCAUCGCCAUCUAGAAGCCGUGAGUCUUGUAUGUGUGUCUGUAUGGAACCAAUGAGUCCUUGUGUCUUUGUGAGCCCCUGUGCUCUGCUUGCCUGAGCCCAGAUCUCUUCCAAGGUAGCCAGGUUCUAGCCCUUCUGCCAGUAUUCCUGCUUGUCCCAGGACUCAUUGCUGUGGGAAGAAACCUUCUAAUGCCUUCAGCUGGUAAGCACCUGUGUAGGGGGCAGACUCCCAGCUGGUGAGCACCUGUGUAGGGGGCAAACUCCCAGCUGGUGAGCACCUGUGUAGGGGGGCAGACUCCCAGCUGGUGAGCACCUGUGUAGGGCAGACUCCCAGCUGGUGAGCACCUGUGUAAGGGGCAGACUCCCAGCUGGUGAGCACCUGUGUAGGGGGCAGACUCCCAGCUGGUGAGCACCUAUGUAGGGGGCAGACUCUCAACUGGUGAGCACCUGUGUAGGGCAGACUCCCAGCUGGUGAGCACCUGUGUAGGGGGCAGACUCCCAGCUGGUGAGCACCUGUGUAUGGGGCAGACUCCCAGCUGGUGAGCACCUCAAGCCCCACAGAAUGAAGUACUCUGUUCCUAGGAGGAAUUCCAACAUCCAGGAAAGUGUCCUGUGAGUUCCAAAAAUGCUUGCUAAUUCAUGAGUUGGGCCCAAAUAGAGUAGAGUGAAAGUGUUUUCGUUUUGUUCCUUUUUUACUGUGAAAAACAUGAGGAGAGCCCCAAACAAGGGUGCAUUCACACUGGGUUUGCGAGUAGGGGAGGAGCUUGCAGUAGAAAGGUCUCUCUCUGUCAUUGGGAAGAAUGGGGUAUGGGUGCUCUCCUACUCAGGGGUUACAUCCAGAAGGAGCCCAGAGACGACACCAGUAUCCCAUGAGCAGGACAGACAGGAUGAGCACAUGGCUGGACAUGCAGAAUCUUUGUUGGACAGAAGUGCUCAGAGUCGGUCCCUACACCUAGAAUUUGUGUCACAGUCCUCAAUUGGGGUCCCAUGACAAGGAAAGUGGGCAGAAAGGAAAAGCCACACUGCCUAGGAGAUGCUUGUAUGGGGUGCGAUCCAGGCCAGGUAGAAUUCUGGGGCAUUCAGAAUCAGGGCUAAGAAAGGGGCUCUUCCUGAAUCCAGCCUGAGCUCUGUAUAAAGCCAAGGUUUUUUGGUUUUGUUAUUGUUUGUUGUUUGUUUGUUGUCUGUUUUCCUUUUUUUAGUUUCAUGAGCCAGCUCAUGACACUGGGGCCUAUUUCUUAGGAGGAUAAAUGUGCCCACCAUGGCCAGGCUCUAUGCAAGGUCUCUGGCCUUCCAUCACGUGUGUUAGCCAAUGAUGAGCAUUCAGAGAAGAGGCGUGGCGUGGAGAUGUAGCUUCGAUGGCCAAGUGCUUGCUUAGCAUGUACAAAGUCCUGGGCUCUGGACCACACACACAGGGCAUAGUGGUACACUCUUGUCUUAAAAAAGGAAAAUAUUGGCUGGUUUGUGGUUGGCAAGAGGCGUAUUGGUACGUGGCUUGGGCGCUCAGAAGUGAAAGGGGGUGGUCUAGGUGGGUUUUUGACAAGCACAACCAGGCUGAGGCCCCAUAUGAGAGCUGCCUGCCUUAUUCUCAGAGUGAGGUCAUGACUCCCAUGUAGUAGAAGUGUGAACCUGCGUGGACUGGGGACAGAGGUGAGUGUCUGAGGUGUCACAUGAUCGUCCUAAUUGGAGAGGUUACUUCUAGAAGCAUCUAAGUCAUGUUGAACCAGAACUACUGUUUGAUUGGAGCGGUCAAGCUGCCUGGUGGUAUUUGAGGUCAAAGAUUAAGAGCUGACUAUUAGACUAUCAUGGUCUAAAAGAGGAAGUCGUACAAGUUGGCCAAUAGGAGUGUGCAGUGAUGUUGGAAAGAGACUGGAGUAAAGUCUUCCGAGAUGCUGUCUGUUCAAGUGUGAAGUUCCGGAGCGGGCAGGGUAGCAUCACCCCUGGCGCGUGACUUUUGGAUGCCUCCUUAAGCCCCUUUGCCCAGCAGUGACAUGUACUACUAUAACUAAGGGGCUUUGCCUGAAGCAGGAAAGCUGUAGAGCCACAUUGCCCUUGCCUUAGUGUUUUAUAACACACUCAAAACUAGAGGGGCUUGACCAAUAUUUCUAAAUUUAUAUCGAUUUUUCUUUUGAGACCAAAGCACUUCUUUGGGAAGAAGGCCAAUACAAAGUUUAGUAUUCUGGUAUUUUAUUUAAAACAGCUCAUAACAGCAGAUAGAUAUGUUUAUCUACCUGAAAGCCUGUUUUUCUUCUGCUGCUUCUUUGGGAGGGUAGAGUCAGGAAGGGACCCCAGGGCCUUGCACACACCAGCCAAGUGCCGUCCUGUGGAGCUGCCCAGCCCAGCCCCUCAUUUCUUCUUCACAGUAUCAGUCCAACAAGGUUCUCAACAUGUUUGGUUACAGAAAUGGUUCUGUAGUUUGCUUUGGGGAAUGUGUGUUCUUUAUUUUCUUUUCUCAAAUCCCCAAAGGGGAAAACACAAUAGGAACACUGAAGUUAAAAUAAUAACUUUAAACAUUUUUAAAAUAACCUGUUAAAAUAAUAGGAACAUUAAAGUAUUAAAUGCCACUCAAUUCCGACUGCAGUUCAGUGUCUCCAUGAGGUCACACUUCUUUAUGUCUGAUGCAAACUUUAGCCUGCACAAUAGCCUGUGAAACCAAAGGGGAGCCGUUUAGGUCCCAGGAGGCAAGUCCUGGCCUGCCUCUUGUCACAUGGGCAUCUUCAAAGAGAACACUUCCAGUGGGGCUGCCUGGUAGAUUCUGCUAUAAUUUUAAAUGAUGGGCUCAAUGUUCUUGUCCUGAAUUGUUGAGGACAGGGUAAAAAUAGUGGUGGGAUGGAGCAAGUUUGUUAGGGGAACUGAACCAAUUUCCUUAACUUUGGGCAUUACCUAGGCCUGCUCUACAGAGAAAAGGAUGGUUCGCCUUGAAUUGCUGUGAGUUUUGGUGAUGUAUGCGUGUUGCUGGUGUUACAGUUAAAUGGAGAUGAGGCUGCAGUACAAACUCCAUUCCGUUUGUCCUGGAUUUUGUUCUGUACACCUUUAAUGCGGACAGCCGGGUUGACUGUGUGAGACCCAUCAAUGAGAAUGUUAUUUAAAGUUGUAUUAUAAUGUCACCUCCACUAAUUAUUCAGUACUGUAGUAGCAAUGUAUUAUUUGUAAGAAUGUGGUUAUUUUUAUACUUAUAUCCACUCUGAGUCUGGCGUUCUAGUCAGCAAACAAUGAUGCAAUAAAAUUAGUAAGAUUCCCAUUGGUUUUCUCUUAAAACAA
Molecule: messenger RNA, 9303 nt
Organism: Apodemus sylvaticus (European woodmouse)
Lineage: Eukaryota; Metazoa; Chordata; Mammalia; Rodentia; Muridae
Gene: Heg1
Product: heart development protein with EGF like domains 1
Exons: 18
Coding region: 156-4379 (1407 amino acids)
Biological process (GO): heart development
Molecular function (GO): calcium ion binding
Source: RefSeq, a predicted model, not a curated record